AUGCCUUCUGAAUCCCAGUCAUCUCAAUGUUUCCUACCUCUAGAGGAUGGAUCUCACCAUGAGGCAAAAGCUGAUCCCUCUGCUGCCCCAAAACGUAUCAUCAUCUGCUCUGACGGCACCUGGCAGUCCUCAGUUUCUGGAUUGAAGAACAUCCCAUCCAACGUGACAAGACUCGCCCGCUCCAUCGCCCGCAGCAGCAAGGACAAGGACGGAAAGGUCUGGCAGCAGGUAGUAUACUACGAUGCUGGUAUUGGCACUGGAGAUCUGGGGCAGGCAGAGGCAAAUCGUCAGGGAGGUACAGGCAUUGGUUUUGUGGGCAAUGUCAUCGAAGCAUACAACUUCAUCGUCCUCAACUACAAUCUCGGCGAUGAGAUCUUUUGCUUUGGCUUCUCGCGUGGAGCUUAUACAGCUCGUGCGGUGGCAGGUCUCGUCACCGACAUUGGCAUCGUCUGCCCCAGCGACCUGCAAGAUUUCCCAGAUCUUUAUGCCCUGUACCAGAAGAACCCAGAUGGUUUGAAAUUUCGCAAGUCGCAGGCUUAUAUGGAAUGGGUCAACGGCGUGCCAUCCAAGAAGCAAGCCAACGGAGGAUCCCAGAUUCAGUCCCAGUGGGAUAGCCCUCCCCACCACGAUGCCCCUGAGGAAUCGAGAAUCAUAAAGGUUGUUGGUGUAUUUGAUACAGUUGGUAGUCUGGGUAUCCCCGAUUUGCCGUGGACACGCUUCAAUCUCAAGUUUCUCGAAAAGGCCGUUGGGAUUAGUGAGCCUGGCUUUCACAACAUCCAUCUCAGCCCUUAUAUUCAACAUGCUUAUCAUGCAUUGGCUCUUGACGAGCACAGAGGGCCCUUCUCGCCCAGUCUUUGGCAUCUCCCAGACAACAACAAAGACCAACGCUCCUCAACCCCUGACAAGGACUGCAAACAGCUUUGGUCUGACUGGGAGAAAGUUCGCAAGGAUUCCAAUGCUAGCAAAAAUGACAUACAAGAGGCUUGGGGUGCUGUGGUAGAUGGCGAGAUGCAUCAACAUCUUCGUGAUAGCAGAUCAGAGUUGCUGCAGGUGUGGUUCCCAGGUGUGCAUAUCAAUAUUGGAGGAGGGAAUGAUGACCUACUCACCGAGAAGAAGAGCGACUUUGAGCAAAUUGCACUCAUCUCAUUCGCCUGGAUGUGCGAGCAAGUCGCCCCCUAUCUUCAACUUAUCAAAGACGGCAACUUGGGUGAUCUAGGCAAAUCAGCAGUCCAAGACCGCCUCAAUCUUCUCAAACCCCUCUUGACCAACAUCCAAAGCGGAAGCGAGAAGGAUUUUGGCCCUGGCAUACUCACCAGCCGCAUCGCAGCCUCCCUAGACCGCACAGGCAUAAGGAAAGCAGACGUAAGAAAGGUUCCCGAGGAGACGAUCAGCGGCUGGGCCACAGGUCCCAUCGUCGACAGCUUCACCGGUGCAAUGAUAGCCAGCGGCUCUGUCGACAGGUUGCCCGGUAACUACAGCAAGGACGACAAAGGCAAGGAGCUGGGUAGUACGUACGAGAUGAUCCAUCCGUGUGUCAAAUACCGCAUAGACAAGAUCUCGAGUUACAAGCCCAAGGCUCUGCGAGGAUUCGAGAGAACUGCCAAGAGCGGCCAGGGGUAUGUGUGGAAGAAGGGCAGUGUUGAGAUUCCUGAGUUUGUGAUCAAAGCUGGAGAUGCCUUCUCGAGACAUGUUGCGGAGCAGGAUCGCAGUGCUGGUGGUAAUGCGGUGGACUUUCUCAAGUCGAUUGACAAAGUUUUGGGUUGA
Molecule: messenger RNA, 1764 nt
Organism: Fusarium sp. VM40
Lineage: Eukaryota; Fungi; Ascomycota; Sordariomycetes; Hypocreales; Nectriaceae
Source: the annotation of a GenBank genome assembly